Messenger RNA from Pyricularia oryzae 70-15, 336 nucleotides. RefSeq lists its product as uncharacterized. Lineage: Eukaryota; Fungi; Ascomycota; Sordariomycetes; Magnaporthales; Pyriculariaceae. Bases 1 to 336 code for a protein of 111 amino acids. The record is from RefSeq and is a predicted model, not a curated record. The transcript is spliced from 5 exons.
AUGGACAAGGCUCGUUGGCAAGCUGCCCCAAGGGGCGUGUCGAAACGACACUCAUUGAUGGCGCUUAGGAUCCUCACGCCCAUGGGACGCGAGCCGCAGAAGCUGUUCAUCAGCCGCGAGGUGCAUGGAUCUACUGUACCGUUUUUUUUUUCGCCAGGUCCAGAGCCGGCCAUUGAAGGCCAAUACACCCUCAUCCUGGGGUAUGGUGAACCAAGUAUACGCGGCCAACGAUACAGUGACCUGACCUAUAUAAACGCCAAGAUGGAGUACGAGAGGCACUACCAAGGAGGUGAAUGGGGCACAAUGCAAUCCAUCUCGAUCAAGCGAUCAGUCUAA